GAAGUUGAGAUAACAUUUAAACCGGAUGAUUCCACGGUACCAGUUGCCACCAGUAUUAAUUUUUUUUGUCGGGCCAAAGGUGAUCCACAUCCGAGGAUCAUUUGGAAGAAAGAUGGUAAAAAAAUUGAUGAUCCAAGAUAUAUUGUAAAUUUUUUACGAAACGGUUUAAGUACAUUACGGGUUGAGCAUGUCUUUUUGGAAGAUUCUGGUAUCAUCACUUGUUAUGCCUACAAUGAAAAGGGCCGUUAUGCUAGUGCAGAUGCUAAAUUUACUGUUCUUCCGGAAAGCCAGUUACCAAGAGGAUUUCCAUCAAUUAGAAGCCAUCCACAGCUACGAACAUUUGAAAAAGGUUCGACAGCAAUUGUGCCUUGUGUUGUUGAAGGUGAUCCAAAACCAAAAAUUUUAUGGCUUCGUGAACAGCGUCCACUGGAUAUUCGGGCUGUUGAGCGAUAUUCAAUUGCUAAGCAGUCUCGAGAAGGUGCCGGAACGUUGAUGAUUCAAAAUGCAACUGAGGCAGAUCAGGGCGAAUAUGAGUGUGUUGCAAGAAAUUCCCUUGGUGUGCGGCAUUCUAAGUCGGCAAGAAUCUACGUGAAAAUUCGACAAGUAGCACCAUAUUUUUUUCGUCAACCACAAUCCAUCUAUAAGGUGGAAGCCGGUGGAUCAGUAAAUUUAACGUGUGUAGCUAAUGGAUACCCGUUACCAAGAGUUUUCUGGAAGAAAACUGGAGGAAAUCCAUUGAUGGAUCCGAGUACAGCUCCAUUUGCAUUACCUCCACAACCAAGAGAUCUACAGGCCAACAAUGUUCAAGCAACUAAUGUAACAUUGACCUGGAAACCAGGUAUUAUCGAAGAUGGUGAACCAGUAACCAGCUAUAUCAUUAAAUAUCGUCAAAAGGGUAUGCCGUUGAAUAACUAUCCGUCGGUACUGAAUCAGUAUGAAGAAUCUGGACCAUAUAAGGAAAAAGAGGUUCCAGUAAAUGUGACACGUUACGUUGUUGAGGGACUUCAACCGUAUCAGAUCUAUGAAUUUUUUGUGCUUGCAAAAAGUGCAAUUGGUCGUGGAUCAGCAUCAGCAGUUCGAGAAGUUCAAACAGGUGAAAGCCCACCGUCAAGUCCACCACGAAAAAUUGAAGCACGUCCACUGAACAAAAAUUCGAUUAUUAUUCAUUGGGAGCAUCCAGAAAAAUCGAAUGGAAGAAUUACUGGUUAUAAAAUUUACUUUACAAAUCUGAACAAAUUUACACCAUUUGAAGCUUGGAAUCAACGACUCACAGAUAAGCAAACUGAAACAUUGUACAAUUUGGAAACAAAUCGUACUUACUACAUACUAAUUCAAGCACUAAACUCAAAAGGUGCUGGACCAUUGUCACAACUGGUUACCGUUAUCACCAGACAUGGAUUGCCUGGACAACCAAUGGAAUUAACUGCAAAAGCGCUGGAUGCAUACCGGAUACAGUUGAAAUGGGAAAAACCGAUUCAUACGUUAGGUAUUGUCGGUUAUUCCAUUCAGUAUAAUUCAUCGGAAAAACAGUAUCCAGAAAUACUGUUAAAUGCGCCAACAGAGAGUCACCUUAUCAGCGGACUUGAUGCUAAUACAUACUAUUCAUUUCGAGUAGCAGCAAUAACCGGGCCGGGAUUGGGUGCAUAUUGUGAAUAUGUUACAGCAAAAACACACCAAAGUGUGCCUACUGGAGCUCCAGAGAUUGUGCAAUUGUAUGCUGUAUCGUCUCGAUCAUUACUGGUAAUAUGGCAAGCACCAGAAGAAAAAGAUCGUAAUGGUGUAUUGACCAACUAUAUUAUCAAAUGGCAUCCUGUAAACAAACAGGAUACAUCGAAAGUUACAGCAGGUUCCAGUGAAGAAUCUAAUGACUAUGAAAAUGCUGAUGUCGAUGAUGACGACUAUGACGACACAGAUUAUAAUGACAGUGAUAAUAGCAAUAGCGAAAAAAAGUUAAAUGAUCAACAAAACCCUAUACAGGGGUUACAACAGAUGAAAAAAGCUGCCGAUAAUACAUCAGCACUCAUUGAACACUUAAAUCCGUAUACCAUCUAUGAAGUAACGUUGAUUGCCGGAACAGAAAAGGGUUAUGGUCCAGAAAGUGAACCACAACGAAAUCGAACAUUUGGUGACGGUUAG
Molecule: messenger RNA, 2136 nt
Organism: Enterobius vermicularis (human pinworm)
Lineage: Eukaryota; Metazoa; Nematoda; Chromadorea; Rhabditida; Oxyuridae
Source: the annotation of a GenBank genome assembly